This is a messenger RNA of Cajanus cajan (pigeon pea), 1663 nucleotides long. RefSeq names its product acyl-CoA hydrolase 2. The record is from RefSeq and is a predicted model, not a curated record. Gene Ontology annotation, molecular function: fatty acyl-CoA hydrolase activity. Gene Ontology annotation, biological process: acyl-CoA metabolic process; fatty acid catabolic process. NCBI's taxonomy places the organism in Eukaryota, Viridiplantae, Streptophyta, Magnoliopsida, Fabales, Fabaceae.
UUUUAAUUUGUCGAUAGUGUAUAAACAAACUCCUAAUAAUACUACACUGUUGGAAACCAUUCAAUCAGUGUGAUGGCGAAGGAAGAAGUGUUUGAGUUCCUCGGUAACGUUCCUCUGCUGCAAAGACUUCCUGGCUCGUCUGUGCGGAAGAUAUCUGAACUUGUGAUUCUCAAACACUAUGAGCGGGGGGAGCAUGUUGUUCGUGAGGGAGAACGUGGGGAUGGUCUUUACUUCAUUUGGGACGGAGAGGCUGAGGUUGUUGACUCUGUUAGCACCGCUGAAGAAAAUCCUCCCGAGUUUCAGUUGAAAAGAUAUGACUAUUUUGGUUUUGGUUUAUCAAAUACAGUCCACCACGCUGAUGUCGUAGCUUUGACAAAGUUAUCAUGCUUGGUGCUGCCCCAUGAGCACUCAGCACUGCUGCAGCCAAAGUCUAUCUGGAGUGCAGAAAAGUCUCUUGAUAGCUCAUCGGUGGAACAUAUAUUGCAUUUGGAACCUAUAGAGGUAGAUAUCUUCCGAGGAAUCACCCCUGAAGAUGCUCCGAAGUUUGGGAAGGUAUUUGGGGGUCAAAUAGUUGGACAGGCACUGGCUGCAGCAUCAAAAUCUGUUGAUUGCCUCAAAUUUGUUCACAGCUUGCAUGCCUAUUUUCUUCUUGUGGGGGAUUUUAACAUACCAAUUAUAUAUCAAGUUAAUCGUCUCCGUGAUGGGAAGAGUUUUGCUACAAGGAAAGUGGAUGCAAUUCAAAAGGGAAAUGUCAUAUUCACUUUGUUGGCUUCGUUUCAUAAGGAAGAAUUAGGGUUUGUACACCAGGAAGUCUCUAUCCCAUCAGUUCCUGCUCCAGAUAAGCUUUUAUCGAUGGAAGAGCUACGGGAGCUACGCCUUAUUGACCCUCGUCUUCCAAGAACUUACCGGAACAAGGUUGCUACAACUGAAUUCAUUCCCUGGCCCAUAGAGAUACGGUUCUGUGAACCUAAAACUUCGACAAAUCAGACCAAGUCUCCUCCUAGUUUGAGAUACUGGUUUAGAGCAAAGGGGAAACUUUCAGAUGAUCAGGCCCUGCAUAGGUGUGUGGUAGCAUAUGCUUCAGAUCUAAUCUUUCUUCAAGUGAGUGUAAACCCCCACCGUAAGAAAGGCACGAAGCAACGUGCUGUGAGUCUCGACCACUCCAUGUGGUUUCACAGACCUUUAAGAGCUGAUGACUGGGUGCUAUUUGAUAUAUUUAGUCCUAGUGCCUCUAAUGCACGUGGCUCUGUCUCUGGUGAAAUGUUCAAUCAGAAAGGAGAGCUUCUUGUAUCGGUGGUUCAAGAAGGUCUGAUGAGAAAAGUUACCCUGAAAUCUAAUAUGUGAGCAGCUGGAAAUGCACAACUUGGCUUUUCUCUUUAGUUGUCUUGUUUCGUAGGCAGGGUCUGAACUUUUACUUUCUUUGUUUUCUUUCUAUAUAGUUUAAAUAUUUUCUUGUUAUGUUGGUCUUAUAAGUUAAGGCAAUGCAAUGCAAUGCAUAACGUCAUAUUGAGAAAUAAGCCAGUUGAUAAAUACACAAGCACCAACAUUCGGAGGCCUAUUGAGGAAGAAGCCUACGAAACCAAAGCUUGUAUUGUGUUUUAUGCUUGUUACCUACUUCCUAACGUCAUACUUUAAUAAAUAAAUACAUGAAUAAUUGCGUUCA